CUGGCUGGUUAAUUUCGUCCCACAACGUCAAUAGCCCUGCAGAAUGUACUUUGGAGUGUAUGACUACUGGAGCACUGUGUAAAUCUUUCAAUUACAAACCCAAUUCAGUUCCUAACAAACAUGUCUGCCAACUAAACUCACGAACUCGUUUACAAAAGCCAAGCAAUUACGUGAUUGAUGGUGGUUUCGUCCAUUACUACAAUUCCUACUUCGAGAACAUCAAGACCUGCCUGGAUAUCCUCCGAAUGGGCAUYACAAAAAGUGGCAUAUACAGGUUCCAUAUUGGGGAUGUUUUGGCAACUGUCUAUUGUGAUUUAGAUACCGAAGCGARUUCUGCCUGGACAUUGAUAAUGUCGUAUUCAUUUAAAAACCGGAAUCUUGACCACUUCUGCAGGUCACCAAUGUCUAUCAGCAAACCCUAUGAUAAAUAUAACCCCAACUGGGAUGCUUACCGAAUGGCUUUGACUGACAUGCAGGAACUCGCCAAGGUUUCCACAUAUGUGAGAAUAACAACAGGGUUUAACAAGUAUGGUAUUGACUACAGAGAUUAUAUUCGCGCCACAAUAGCCAAUCUUGACGUCUUAACCUUUAAUGGCCAUGGCGAUUGUCRUAAAGUUGAUUACAUCAAUAUCCGAGGUAUUUCUGSUAGWAGUACCCUUACAAGGUUUUGGCAGGGAGCAGACUAUAUGAUCCACAUAGAUUCAAGYKYUUURCCAGGAAAUUGCCAAUUUGAUGCAAGCAGCGGGUCAGUUCCCAAUAACGAUGACUUUGGGAAUUAUUGCUCCGGUUAUUACAACACCGCUUUCCGAGGAUGUGAAAAUGAAGACAGCACCACUAACUUCUGGUUUGGUGGCUACCUCUAAAAGAGCAUGCCUGUAGAGACACUUCUUUUUAUAUGGUUUGAAAAAUUGAAAUUCCACAUAAUUUCAAAAGCUGAAUUCUUUCACGGUUCCGUUGCCACUGUUUAACACUACAGCACGAAACAAGAAGAAUAUCUGUGGUUGACUUUGCCAACAAGUUAUUGCCACACUAAAUACAAGUUUAAACUAUCAAUAGCUGACAAUUAAGUACUUUACAAAAAACCUUCCUUUCUUUUAGCAGCCAUAUAUGGUAUUUUUACCUUAUUUGGAAAUAAGAUUCAGUUAAAUUCGAUUUAUAAAGCUUUGAAUCGUCUGGAACUUGCAUGGUACAUAUUAUAGCGAAAACACUUUUCAACAUUUGGACUUCUUUUUGUUUUCUUUUGUGUUGUUUUGUUUGU
Exaiptasia diaphana is the source of this 1258-nucleotide messenger RNA. RefSeq lists its product as uncharacterized. The record is from RefSeq and is a predicted model, not a curated record. The coding region runs from base 60 to 863 and encodes 267 amino acids. Lineage: Eukaryota; Metazoa; Cnidaria; Anthozoa; Actiniaria; Aiptasiidae. The transcript is spliced from 2 exons.